Messenger RNA from Neohortaea acidophila, 1817 nucleotides. RefSeq lists its product as uncharacterized. The coding region runs from base 63 to 1787 and encodes 574 amino acids. NCBI's taxonomy places the organism in Eukaryota, Fungi, Ascomycota, Dothideomycetes, Mycosphaerellales, Teratosphaeriaceae. The transcript has a single exon. Gene Ontology annotation, molecular function: DNA-binding transcription factor activity, RNA polymerase II-specific; zinc ion binding; DNA binding. The record is from RefSeq and is a predicted model, not a curated record. Gene Ontology annotation, biological process: regulation of DNA-templated transcription; DNA-templated transcription.
CCCGCUCUAAGUGUGGAGCAUGUGCUCACUCUUCGAGUACAACAUCCAACCUCCAAUGUCUCAUGGACAAAACAAUGUCGCGUUCCUCGAACAAAGGCGCAGCAGUGCCACCAACGAGUCGAGCACCCAAAAUUCGCAGGAACCCUCGAGCGUGCGAUGCGUGUAGCCGCAGGAGCGUGCGGUGCAAGCCCGCCGCCAACGGUCGGUCAUCGUGUCAGAACUGCCUCGACUUUGAUGAGCCUUGCACAUUUGAUCGACCCGUGCGUCGAAGAGGAAAGCCUCGCGGGACUCUGGCCGCAGUCUCGACUCCUCCUCGUUGGCACACGUCGCCGCCCUCCGUGGAGGAGGCGAUAUCUCGAUGGACGCCUCGACUCGAAAUCAGCCAGGCCCUAGUCAUGGACUUGACGGAAAUCUUCUUUGAAGUCGUCUAUCCCGUCUUCCCGCUGUUCCAUCGUGCUUCACUGCUACGACGGGUCUCGCGUGGCGAGCACCUGGUCAGUCGGUCUUUGUAUGCAUCCGUGGCCGCAAUGUGCGCCUUGUCCUCUGCCAGGGCCCGUGAUGGCGCGCUUCUACACUGCGCGUGGGACCUCGACGAGCUCCGAGCUCCCACUUCGGAACACUUCUUCGAGGCUGCAAUGGAUGCGAUUCCCGAGGACGUGGUAUCCAACCAGUCACUGGACUACAUGCGCGCAUGCGUGCUGCUGUCGAUCACUGCCAUACAAUAUGGCACUCCAUCCCUUAUGAGCUACCAUCUCUCCAGAUACCAUACCUACGUGGCCGUCGGGGCUCUACACGACGAGAUGAAUUGGCCGCCAGGGCUCUCCGUCAUCGAGACCGAAGAGCGACGACGACUGUUUUGGUCAGCCUACACGCUCGAUGUCUUCACAUCCGUUGUCUGGAAUGGAGUGAUCAAUAGUCGAGAAGCCUCUUCCAAUGUUGCCUACCCUACAGAGGACGACGAAGAGCAUUUGGAGCUUCCAGGACAUCAGACCGAGCAAGUCCACGUCGGUUGGCUACGGGGCUGGAACUAUGUCACCGACAUGUAUCGCAUCCUGGAGUACGCGGUGAGCGACCUGCAACGUUCUCGGACUACUGUGAUAAAGACGCCCACGAUCCCGGUCUUGCAAAGCUCUGCAUCACCUUCACAGCAUGUCGUGCUCGAUCGCAUUACAACAAUGUACCACGACCUCCCCGACAUCUUCAAGACCGCAGCAGAACCGACGCACGACCCACGCCGAGAUCUGUACAGCUUUCAGGCUGCCAACAUCGCCGCCACGAUCCAGCUCGUUCGCAUGGUCUACUUCAGCAGCGAUAUAUCGAGCCUUGAACAAAAGUGCCAAGUUGCCAGGGAGGUCCUCACCGCUUUCGCCAGCAUGCCCACGGCCUACUUGCGUGCAAUCAGUGCCCCGCUCUUCCACCAUCUUGCCGAGAUUGGACGAAUCUUCGGCGCUGCCUUUGGCUCGGGAAUGAGCGCUGCUCUCUAUCACUCGGUCCGCGCCGUUCUUCUCGAUCUGACUGCUUUUCUGGCAGACCUGGAGAAGAAGCUUUGCUUCCCCACGGAUGCAAGCAAAAAAGUCGAGUCACAAGUUGUGCGCAUCGACCGCUUCAUUCACGAGCAGCGUCAACUGCUCAACGAGCCUAGUAAACGUCCACUUCGGGUCGAUGGAAAUGACGCCUAUUCGAACUCUCUCGCUCUGCCUGGCAUGAACUUGGAGCACCAAUCGCCAGAAAUUAAUUUCCCGCCCGAGCUGUUCGAAGACUGGGACUGGGCCUUCACUUUCACGUGAGGCUGACGACUGUUCCGAUUGCAGGUGAUG